Lachancea sp. 'fantastica' is the source of this 603-nucleotide messenger RNA. NCBI's taxonomy places the organism in Eukaryota, Fungi, Ascomycota, Saccharomycetes, Saccharomycetales, Saccharomycetaceae. The record is from the annotation of a GenBank genome assembly.
AUGAGUGACGAUAAAGACUUUAAGGAAUUCGAACAAGAAAACCAGGACUCCUACAAGGUUUCUGCGAAAAAAACGUUGGCCGAAUACCAAAAAUUGGACGCGGAGGACGAAUCGCUCGCAAAAUGGAAAGCAAGCCUUGGAUUGGGUGCAGACGCUCUGCCGCUAGAGUUUGAAGGAGACAAGCGUAAAGUGGUGAUUUUGAAGAUCGAACUUGUGGUGGAUUCGGAAAAAAAUCCUAUCGUGUUCGAUCUGACCAACGAAGAAACGAUCCAGAAACUCAAAUCCCUGCGCCACAAAAUUAAGGAGAAAUCCGUGUACCAUCUCAGAAUUACGUUCAAGGUGCAGCACGAGAUCAUCACAGGGCUCAGGUACGUGCAAAACAUCCGGAAAGCCGGAAUCCCGGUGGACAGCAUCGACGACCAUUUGGGAUCGUACGCGCCCAACACGAAGUCGAAGCCAUUCUACGAGGUGGAACUACCCGAGAGUGAAGCGCCCAGCGGGUUUUUGGUCAGAGGUAACUACACCGCAGUCUCCAAAUUUAUUGACGACGAUAAGACCAACCAUCUGACGCUACACUGGGGUGUGGAGAUUGUCAAAAAAUAA